AUGCUGUACGACACGUACGGGGACGGCACGGUGAAAAGCAUUACUCAGCGUGCGAAGCUGCGAAGCACGCUGAAAGGCGCGAAUGGCGAAGGCAUGGAGGCAGAAACAGCGAGCAGGAAGGUCAAUGCGAGGAUUGCGCAAGACAUUACGGCCAGCGAUCCUGCCUGUGCGGCGUUGGGUUGUGAGCCUGUUGGCGGCAAAUGCGAGUUGGACAAAAACAGAGAGCGCUACUGCAAGUGGGCCUCACCAUGUGGCUCGUGCCCCGUGGGAGCCAUCUGCAAAAAUUACCUGAAGCCCAGCACAAACGAGCUCAUUCCUUACUGUUCGUGCCCUAGCGGGUAUGGGAUGACCGCGACCAGCUGUGUUCAGGGUGGAGCUCCCACCGUCUCUUCCUUCAGCUACACAGUUAUUGUGAAUGAAACAGCCAAGGACGCGGCAUCUCGACCCUGGACCUUCCGCCUCAACCCGAAUGGGUGCACUCAGAUCCCAACUUCUGCGGCUGGCACGGUCACAUCAUAUUAUAGCCUUGAAAACAUUGGCGAUGCUCCAGAUUGCAGAAAGGUUGAUUACUUCAAUUCAGAAAAGUGUGAAGGCGAAAUCGAUGUCACAAGCUCCCCAGGCGUUCGAACCCCGUUUCUUGCAGCAUAUGUUUCAACGCCACUAGGCAUGCAGGUUCCGGCCUCAAUUCGGUGCACUCAGUAG
Molecule: messenger RNA, 702 nt
Organism: Closterium sp. Yama58-4
Lineage: Eukaryota; Viridiplantae; Streptophyta; Zygnematophyceae; Desmidiales; Closteriaceae
Source: the annotation of a GenBank genome assembly